CACCUACUACAGUCCAAAACGUUGUCACCAAUUCAUCGGAACUCCGAAUGUUGAGAGAGCUUUCGCAUUCAGAUUUGACAGCAGCGAAAAAUCUAAGAUGGCAUUUCUGAGAUCCCUCUGCCGUACCGCUGCGGCGGCCUCCUCCGUUGCCACGCUCCGAUCAUCCAGAUCCGCCGCUCGAAGUCAGCUGUUGCGCCAUCGUUUCCUCUCCACGCGAGGAUUCUUCGCUGUUUCCUCGUGUCCUUCUAAUCGAACUCCUUACGAUUUUCGGUAUCCUCGAGCAAUGGAUAUUGGACAAGUGCGCAGCUUUAGUGAAGAUGUGUCUCACAUGCCCGAAAUCAAAGACGGUGAUGUUCUGAAAGCAUUCAAAGAACUGAUGGCUGCAGAUUGGGCAGCGCUACCUUCUGCUGUUGUUAACGACGCCAAAAACGCAGUCUCGAAAAACACAGAUGACAAGGAAGGGCAAGAGGCCUUACUUAAUGUGUUCAGAGCAGCUGAGGCUGUUGAGGAAUUUGGUGGGAUUCUCACUUCCUUAAAGAUGGAGAUCGAUGAUAGCAUUGGAAUGAGUGGGGAGAAUGUGAAGAGCUUACCAGAAGAUAUAACCAAAGCGCUGCAUCUUGCUUAUCAUAGGUAUACUACCUACCUAGAUGCGUUUGGGCCUGAAGAAGUUUACUUGAAGAAGAAGGUUGAGAUGGAGUUGGGGACAAAGAUGAUCCACUUGAAGAUGAGAUGCAGCGGGCUCGGUUCAGAGUGGGGAAAGGUUACCGUUCUUGGAACUUCAGGACUAUCGGGGUCUUACGUGGAGCAAAGGGCGUAAAUAAAACAAAAAAGAAAAGAUCCAAAACUUUUUAUGUUGCUAAUUGCGUAUAAUAAGGUCGAUAACUGACCAAUGACAUAUAUGGUGAGUUUGUUCAUUAUUUCCUCCAAAAUGAAGCUUUUCAAAGUUAAAGCUUAACAACAACACCAAUUGAAAAAUAAAUUUACAGCUCCGACA
Molecule: messenger RNA, 994 nt
Organism: Brassica rapa (field mustard)
Lineage: Eukaryota; Viridiplantae; Streptophyta; Magnoliopsida; Brassicales; Brassicaceae
Product: succinate dehydrogenase subunit 5, mitochondrial
Biological process (GO): tricarboxylic acid cycle
Cellular component (GO): respiratory chain complex II (succinate dehydrogenase)
Source: RefSeq, a predicted model, not a curated record